AUGGGUGACACUAACGGUGUCGCUGCUGAGGCGGAGCGCUUUGCUAUCGGUAUCUCUUUUGGCAACACAUCCAGCUCAAUUGCCCGCAUCUCACCUGAGGGCAAGGCUGAGGUUAUUGCCAACGAGGAGGGUGACCGUCAAAUUCCCUCCAUCCUUUCUUACAUCGAGGGUGAAGAGUACCACGGUACUCAGGCUAAGGCCCAGCUCAUCCGUAACUCCUCCAACACUGUCGCAUACUUCCGGGAUUUCUUGGGCAAGGAAUUCAAGUCUAUCGACCCUACCCAAUGCCACGCCUCUGCCCACCCCGUGCAGAGCGGCUCGACUGUGGCCUUCACCAUCCGUGAUACCCCCAGCGAGACCCCCAACACUGUUACCGUCUCCGAGAUCACUACUCGCCACCUGCGUCGCUUGAAGCAGUCUGCCACUGACUUCCUCGGCAAGGAGGUUAACGCCGCCGUCAUUACCGUCCCCACCGACUUCACCGAUGCCCAGCGUGAGGCUCUCACUGCUGCCGCCAAGGAUGCUGGUAUCGAGGUUCUCCAGCUCAUUGCUGAGCCCGUCGCUGCUGUUAUGGCCUACGAUGCUCGCCCCGAGGCCACUGUUAGCGACAAGCUGGUUGUUGUUGCCGACCUGGGUGGUACCCGCUCCGAUGUGGCCGUUGUUGCCAGCCGCGGUGGCAUGUACACUAUCCUGGCUACUGCCCACGACGUCGAGCUCGGCGGUGCUUCCCUGGACCAGAUUAUCAUUGACCACUUCGCCAAGGAGUUCGUCAAGAAGCACAAGACCGACCCCCGCCAGGACGCCCGUGGCCUCGCCAAGUUGAAGCUCGAGGGUGAGGGUACCCGUAAGGCUCUGAGCCUGAGCGCCAACGCUCAGCUGAGCAUUGAGUCUCUGGCUGAUGGUAUCGACUACGGUUCCACCGUUAACCGCACCCGCUUCGAACUGCUUUCUGGCAAGGUCUUCGCUCAGUUCACCGACCUGAUCCAGCAGGUUGUUAAGAAGGCUGGACUCGAUGUUCUUGACAUCGAUGAGGUCAUCUUCUCUGGUGGUGCCUCCCACACCCCCAAGAUUGCCCAGCUGGCCCAGAACAUCUUCCCCGAGACCACUACCAUCCUGGCUCCCUCCACCUGCACCACCGCCCUCAACCCCUCUGAACUGUCCGCCCGCGGUGCCGCCGUCCAGGCCUCUCUGGUCCAGGAGUUCGACCACGAGGACGUUGAGCAGUCCAUCCACCCCAUGGUCACUGUUACCCCUCACCUCAGCAAGGCUAUCGGUGUUGAGUUCACCUCUGCCACUGAUGUCAACUUCCAGCCUCUCCUCGCUGCCGAGACCGCCCUUCCCGCCCGCCGCAUCGCUCAGUACUCUGUCCCCAAGGAGGGCGGCGAUGUCCUUGUUCGCGUGUGCGAGGGUUCCCGCGAGAUUAAGGUUACCAAGCCUGAGCCCAAGGCCAAGGAGGAGAAGCCUGCUGACGACUCUGACGAUGACUUCUCCGACGAUGAGGAGGAGGAGAUCCGCGAGAUUGUCUGGAAGACCAAGAGCCCCGUUGCUGAGCUUGCCGUCAAGGGCGUCAAGGCCGGCGGUAAGGUCGAGGUCAUGGUUCACGUCAACCCUGACCUCGGUCUGCAGAUUGCCGUGCGCGAGGUCGGUGGCCAGACUGCCGUCCGUGGUGCUAUCAACGGCUCUGCUUAG
This is a messenger RNA of Penicillium malachiteum, 1689 nucleotides long. Its product is annotated as ribosome-associated complex protein SSZ1. The transcript has 3 exons. NCBI's taxonomy places the organism in Eukaryota, Fungi, Ascomycota, Eurotiomycetes, Eurotiales, Aspergillaceae. Gene Ontology annotation, biological process: protein folding. Gene Ontology annotation, molecular function: ATP-dependent protein folding chaperone; ATP binding. The record is from RefSeq and is a predicted model, not a curated record. Gene Ontology annotation, cellular component: nucleus; cytosol. The coding region runs from base 1 to 1689 and encodes 562 amino acids.